Molecule: messenger RNA, 2587 nt
Organism: Sturnus vulgaris (Common starling)
Lineage: Eukaryota; Metazoa; Chordata; Aves; Passeriformes; Sturnidae
Source: RefSeq, a predicted model, not a curated record
CAGCUGCCUACUGCCCAAGGAUGCUGUCCUUGUGGAUCAGCAGCCCUGUCAGAUGUCAGAAGGCCAUCCUGGAGUCUGGCAGAUGACAGCAGCCCACGAGGGGGUGUGUGUGUUUGGCUUGUCACACAACAGCAGAGCCUGAGCAGCUGAGUUUGCCUGUGCACCAGACCAACCCCAUCCAGCUGGGAGCAGCCAGAGAGGACAUCCCAGGCUAGUGAGCUGCAGGAGAGGACAAGACUCUUGAGAUGGCCAGGCUGCAUUACCUGCACAAAGAACAAGUGAACUGGCAUCAGCUGAAGAUACAGCAGGAGAGGAUUAAAGGUGAUGCAGAAAACAGGAGGAUAUGAAUUAAUGACAUUUUUCAACCUUCUUUAGUUAUGGCAAUGACGAGCCAUUGUGCAUGUUACAAUGAGAAGAAUUUUUCAAUGAGGCCUCCCCAUUUCAGGGUAUUCCUAUGAAAUAAACCUACUUGUCAUUUGACACCAAGCUUUGAAAUAUCACAGAAUAUUCUGAGUUAGAAGAGACCCACAAGGAUCAUUGAGUCCAACUCUUGAGGGAAUGGCCCAUACAGAGAUCGAAUACACAAUGUUGAUGUUGUUAGCACUGUUCUGUAACCAGCUGAGCCAGUGCAUCAUUCAGAGUUUAUCAGGGUUUAGAAUAGGGCUCAAAGAGAAGAAACCAAAACAGAGUUAAGAACAUUCUUCCAAUUUGUAAGAGCCAUUGUUUACAUUCAUGGGAAAGCCAUGAAGCAAGGCAAACAUAACAUAAUGUUAAAAAAUGUGUGUGCUUUUUUAAGCAUCUGAGAUAGCAAGCAUAAUACUAUUUGUACUAAAGUGUAGGUGCUGCCAAGAGAGCAGUUCAGCUUGAAUUUACUCCUUAGAAAAACUCCUCUUUCUCCCCUAUAUUUUGCAGAGCUGCACUAAUUUAUGCUGCAUAAAUACAAGAAGAAAAAUCUAAUGAAGAAAGGAUUAGGAAAUCACUUUGUUCUUUCAGAUGAGAAUUCUGUGUCCUUCGGGCUGUCAGACUGGGGCAUCAUGGUGGUCUCAAGCUGAAAAAUCACGUGAUCAAAAAGGUAGAUUUUCUGAAAGGGUAUCUUAUAGAAAACUAAUUUCCAUGGGAGUUAUCUAUAUGCUUUGGUGUUUUAAGUCAAUUAGAAUAAAUGGCAUAUGGCAAACCUUUCAUAUUUUUAUAAUAUGUUAAUGAUUAACUGGCUUCCUACAUCUUUGUUGACUUAGUGGGAGAGUGACAAGGAACUGUGAGGUACCUAUUUUGGUAGCGUAACAAGUUGGAGAAUUUGCACGGGCAUUUUCUUCUACCUCUCUUUUGGAACUUGCUUCAUCCAGCUGACACUGCUCCAAAGCCUUAGGCAACUCUCAGACUCAGAGAAGAAAAUGAGAACUAAAGAACUGCCACACUGACUGUUUGAAAUGUCUAUUGAAGAAGAAUAUCAGGAGAUGGGAUUGUGGCCACAAAGAACUGAUCUAUUCAACUGCAACAUUUCAUUUUAGUCUUUUUAAAGUGCCUCUCACUCUUCACAUGGCAACUGUGUCUGUGACAGAGCAGGAGAGCUCCAAAGGAUGAACUUCCUGGUCAGCACCUCACACCUCCAGCUUGCUGCCUUUGUUCUGGGCACGAUAGGCUGGAUUCUGUGCACUGUUUCAAUGGGAAUUGUGGAAUGGAGAGUGUGGCAUGUGGACAACACCACUAUCAUCUCCUCUGGCGUUGCCUGGGUGGGCAUUUGGAAAGUCUGCUUCAUCAGUUACCUUCACGUCUCACCUGGCUAUAGAGAACAGUUUUGCCAUAAAUUCAGUGGCUAUGACUCCUUCAUCCCCCAUGAAAUUUAUGCUGCUCAGGGUCUCCUGUUGAUCGCCAUGUUCACGGGCUUGCUGGGACUGGUUGCUACAAUAUUUGCUCUGAGAAAUGUGUAUAUGGGAAUCACUGACAAAACUCUCAUUGCCCCGUUCUUCCUGGUGGGUGGUUUCUUCUACAUAUUUGCUGGUCUGUGUGUCCUGAUUCCUGUGAGCUGGAAUUUCUAUUCUGUGACCCACAACCAGAGCAUAGAUUUUCCUCCUUCUUACUACAUGCCCUCCAGUCCAGCAGCACAGGAAGCUGGUGCUGCCAUUCCUGUUGGGAUUGUGGCUGUCAUCCUCCUGCUGCUAAGCGGGACAUUUUCUCUCUCAUACAGAUUUCCCAUGACUGCAAAACCUAUCACGAAAUCCUGACAGGACAAAUCUCCCCCCAUGCUAAUUUCAGACCAAGAGCAUAGUCAAGAGAUAAGGACAGCAGCAUAAGUAGUUGUAAAGUUAUGGAACUGCUGAAUUUAAUUUUAUUCCGUAGUAGCCACACUAUAUUCUUAUAUGAACCAGCUGAGUCACCAUCUUAAUACUCACCAGAGGUUAGUCUUUGAGAUAACUGCUGUUGAGCAGCAAAUGUGAUUAAAUUUUGCCAGUUGUCCUCUUUUGUAUAUACAAACAUUAUUAUGAUUAAUUUUUUUUGGGGGGUGUAAAAUAUUUACGAUGCUCCAAGAGCUGACUUUGAAUGAACUGUCCUGUAAGAAAAAUGUGAAGUAACAUGUAUUAAAUGUGAA